CCGAGGUGCCUGCUGGGAGGUGUUUACUGCGCGGAGGAUUGUCUGGGUUCAGCAUCCCGUGGCCGCGGUCGCGAGUUGACAUCCAGCCUUGCGCCUCCUCCCGACGCCCUGGGUCGUGGGGUCCCGAGAGGCCAGCCGUCCUCCGGAACAAGCACCCUGAGAAGGAAGAAGACUGGUAACGCAUCUUAAAGUCAAGGUUCAGAUGAGUUACCUUUUCGUUCGGUACAUGUCUGAUGUUGAGAGGACUCUGGAAUAUUUGCUCUCCCUGGCCUGAAAUGCCCCCCACCAGGACGAAUUCUUUGCUGAGAGGCGAGAUGGGGCCUUGGCAGUUGUAUGCACAGAACAGAAGGACAGGGCCGGGAGGUUCGCCGUUGUGCUUGAUUUUAGCCUGUGGUUUGGUCAGGAAGAUACUUGUUUUAAGGUGGGAUUCUGUCUUUCCCACAGGCCUGUCAGAGUACAGUGAGAACAGAGAAGGUUUGAUUCUUGUGGCCACUAAAUAACAACAUUUCCAGCUUGGUGAUGCUUUUAAAUUUAAAAAUUUUAAAAGUGGGGUUUGAGGGGCGCCUGGCUGGCCCAGUGAGUAGAGUGUGCAGCUAUUAGGAAGUGUGCUGCCCGAGCAAGCAGCGGGGCGUGGAGUUCCUGAUCCCGGGGUGGUGAGUUCCAGCCCCACGUUUGCUAAGGAGCCCACUUAAACUUUUAAAAAAUAAAAUGAAAUAAAAUUCAAAGGAAUUGAGCCAUUAUUUUAAUAAGUAAAUAAAUAAAAAUGGGGUUUGAACAGAGGUCUUUAUCAUCAAAGGCAGGGAUUUUUUUUUUUUCCACUGAUCAGUAAAUAGAAAUUUGUUGUAUUGUCCACAUCUUGUUGGAAGUCUGACAGCUUCAGUCUGUUUCAGUUGCAUCUUUGCAUGAACUGCGAGAAGCAACGUGGCUUGAUGUUGAGUGUGAGUUCUGGGACUUAGAGCAGGGCUUGGCAGGCUUUCCCUCUGAAAGGUCUCAUAUCGAAUAGUUCAUGCUUUGUAGGCUACGUAUGGUUCCAUAUUCUUCUUAUUCAAUUGAUCUUGUUAAUUUUUACAGUGGUUUUAGAUUUGCAGAAAAAAUUGCAAAGUUGGUAGGGAGAAUUCCCCGAUACCCUGUACCCACUGUCCCGUUGUUAACAACUUAUAUUAGUAUGGGAUAGUAGUUAAAAUUGGUGAGCCUGUUCUGAUACGUUAACUGAAGUUCAUGCUUUAUUCAGAUUUCCUUAGUUUUUACGUAACAUUCUUCAUGUAUUCCAGGAUGCCAUCCCGGAGAUCACAUUACAUUUCAUUGUCAUGUGUCCUUAAGCUCCUCUUGGCUGUGACAGUUUCUCAGACUUCUCUUGUUUCUGAUGACCUUGAAGGUUUUAAGAGGUACAGGUAUUUGGUAGGAUGCCCCUGUCUUGGAACCUGAUGCUUUUCUCAUGAUUGGCCUGGGCUUUUGGUUUUGGGGGUGGGAGAUCACUACUUUCGUCAUGUCGUGGCAGGAAGACAAACCGUCAGCAUGAUCUAUGUGUGCUUGGUUAUCUAGCUGAGGUGGUUUGUCAGUUUUCUCUACUACGAAGCUACUCCCAUUUUUCAAAGACCAGGUCUCCCCAGGGGACAGCUGCAUGUUUCAGAAAUCCUGUCUAGACUAGAACCUAGUCACACUGAUCCUGACCCUGCCUCGGUGGUCACAUCUUUCUUCUCUCCCGCUCAUUCGCUUGUAAAGACCCCUGCAAUUAUGUUGGGCCUACCUGGUGUAAUUUGGGCUACGUCCCUGUCUUGAGGUCAGCUGACCAGCAACCCCGAGUCCAAGGCAACUUAACUCCCCUUUGCCAUGUAAUGUAAUGUGUUCACAGGCUCCAGGGUUAGGACACGGACAUGUUGGGGAGACAGGCCUAUCCACACACAGUUACGCUCAUGACCACAAUAUACCCACUCCCCCAUAACUGUGGAUUUUUUCUUUAUUGAUUUGUUUUAAACUGAGAACUAUCUUAAAUCCUGUUUCUUAUCAUGGAAUUAAUACAGGCUUGCAGCAAAAGGUUGUUUCCUAAGGAGCUCGUAAAGAAGACACUUGAAAUUACCCAUAGCUGUACCAUCCAGAGAUAAUUGCUGUUAAUAUUUUGAAACCCCAAGAGGACAGAUCAGUUGAUUCUAGAACUAUGGCACACGGUUUGGUGACAUUCUCAGACGUAGCCAUCAACUUCUCUCAGGAGGAGUGGGCAUGCCUGAACUCCUCACAGAGGGACCUGUACUGGGACGUGAUGUUGGAGAACUACAGUAACCUGGUCUCCCUGGAUUUAGAGUCACCAUAUGGGACCAAGAGUUUGCCUACAGAAAAGGGCCUUUAUGAAAUGAAUUUAUCCAAAUGGAACUCAAAUGGAAAAAGUAAAUCCCUUGGCCUUGACUGGAUGUGUGAAGGUGAGUGUGAAAGACCACGGGGUCCUCAAGAGGGCUGUUUCAAUCAAAUGAUAAUCAACUGUGAGAAAACGCCUACUUGUAGAGAAAAUACCUCUGUUAGACCACAUCAGAGACUUCAUACUAGGGAGAAUUCCUAUGAAUGUAAGGAAUGUGGGAAGGCCUUUAGUCGUGGCUACCAGCUCACUCAGCAUCAGAAAAUUCACACGGGUGAGAAACCCUAUGAAUGUAAGGACUGUAAAAAGGCCUUUCGUUGGGGUAAUCAGCUCACUCAGCAUCAGAAAAUCCACACUGGUGAGAAACCCUAUGAAUGUAAGGACUGUGGGAAGGCCUUUAGAUGGGGUUCGAGCCUCGUCAUUCAUAAGAGAAUCCAUACGGGAGAGAAACCCUAUGAAUGUAAGGACUGCGGGAAAGCCUUUAGACGUGGUGACGAACUCACUCAGCACCAGAGAUUUCACACUGGGGAGAAAGACUAUGAAUGCAAAGACUGCGGCAAGACCUUUAGCCGUGUGUAUAAACUAAUUCAGCACAAGAGAAUUCAUAGUGGUGAAAAACCCUAUGAAUGUAAGGACUGUGGGAAGGCCUUUAUCUGUGGCUCGAGCCUCGUUCAGCAUAAGAGAAUUCAUACUGGUGAGAAGCCCUACGAAUGUCAGGAAUGUGGGAAGGCCUUCACUCGAGUCAAUUACCUCACCCAGCAUCAGAAAAUCCACACUGGUGAGAAACCUCAUGAAUGUAAGGAGUGUGGGAAGGCCUUUCGCUGGGGUUCGAGCCUUGUUAAACAUGAGAGAAUUCAUACUGGUGAGAAGCCAUAUAAAUGCACAGAAUGUGGGAAGGCCUUUAAUUGUGGCUACCACCUCACCCAGCACGAGAGAAUCCACACGGGUGAGACGCCUUACAAGUGCAAGGAGUGUGGGAAGGCCUUCAUCUAUGGGUCAAGCCUCGUUAAACAUGAGAGGAUUCAUACAGGGGAAAAGCCCUAUGAGUGUAAAGAGUGUGGGAAAGCCUUUAGUCAUGGCCAUCAACUUACACAGCAUCAGAAAAUUCACACUGGUGAGAAGCCUUUUGAGUGUAAGGAAUGUGGGAAGGCAAGUAACCACGUGAACCAUCUUAGAGAACAUCCAAGUGUUCACGCUGCUGAUAAACCUUUUGAACAAAAAGAAAGGACAGAAGUUUCUAUACAGCAUUCCUUCCUUCCACAGCACAAGGAAAAUCCAUGAUACAGUUUAGCAUGGGAAAGCCUUCACUGGUCACUCUCCUGCUUGCUUAUAGCAUCUCAGAAUAGUCAUGCUCAAGGCAGAUUUGGAGAAUGGAGAAAUCACUUCUUCAUGAUCACAACACACUAAGUGUAGACUUGUUUUUUGUGGGGUUUUUUGUCUUGCUGAAUUGGUUUCAUGGGUGGAUAGAAGCCUCCCUCCACCAUUCAAGCUCUGUCUCAGAUUUGUUCUAGGGAAUAACUCUGCUAAUGUAACCCAUGUGGGAGAGCGUCCCGCCAUGGUACACACCCUCCCUGUUACCAUCACCAUCCCACCCCUUUACUCCUGUGACACACUGGAAAAAUGACCUUGUUACCCCUGUGCGUUGUGUGUGAGAUGGGGACAAUCACACCUGCCUAAUACUGCUGUUGUGGUGACUGAGUUUGGUACAUGUAAACUCUGACGGUGUAUCUGGAAUACUGUGUAUGCUCAAUAAAUAUUAGCUGUUGUUCUUACCAUCA
Neogale vison (American mink) is the source of this 4125-nucleotide messenger RNA. It is a transcript of the gene ZNF331, whose product is annotated as zinc finger protein 331. Lineage: Eukaryota; Metazoa; Chordata; Mammalia; Carnivora; Mustelidae. Gene Ontology annotation, biological process: regulation of DNA-templated transcription. The record is from RefSeq and is a predicted model, not a curated record.